Molecule: messenger RNA, 4640 nt
Organism: Oryzias melastigma (Indian medaka)
Lineage: Eukaryota; Metazoa; Chordata; Actinopteri; Beloniformes; Adrianichthyidae
Gene: tmtc3
Product: transmembrane O-mannosyltransferase targeting cadherins 3
Exons: 14
Coding region: 188-2986 (932 amino acids)
Biological process (GO): protein O-linked glycosylation via mannose
Cellular component (GO): endoplasmic reticulum
Molecular function (GO): protein binding; mannosyltransferase activity
Source: RefSeq, a predicted model, not a curated record
UUUACUCUUAGUUCAUGUCAAGUUAGAUCAAGUUAUCUUUUAUGUUUGUUAUUAUGGGUUUUAUUUUUUUCAGUAGUUGUCGCUUUCUCCACAUGCAAAGCGUCCAACAUUCCUGCUGUAACCAGGACUACUGCUACUUCCUGGUUUUCCAGGUGUUUCUUGAGAUCAAUGAGGGCUUUUGUCAAAAAUGGCUUUCGUGUCGUGGAAGGAGAUUGUUCUUUUGACUGGGCUGGUGGCGGGAUGCUACUGGAACAGUCUGUCAUGUGGGUUUGUGUUUGAUGAUGUGUCUGCAAUCCUGGACAACAAGGACCUUCGGCCCACAACCCCUCUUCGCAACCUUUUCCUCAAUGACUUUUGGGGAACUCCUAUGACUGAGGAGCGAAGCCAUAAAUCCUACAGACCCCUGACAGUACUCACAUUCCGACUGAACUACCUCUUCAGUGAGCUCAGUGCAGCUUCCUACCACCUGCUCAAUGUCGUCUUACACGCCGUCGUAUGCGUGCUCUUCCUGCGCGUUUGCCGGCUAUUCCUGGAUAAGACAUCCGGUUUGGUGGCGGCUUUGAUGUUUGCUGUACAUCCCAUCCACACCGAGGCUGUCACUGGAGUGGUUGGUAGAGCUGAACUUCUGUCCUCCAUCUUUCUUCUGGCUGCUUUCUUGUCUUAUACAAAAUCAACAAGUGCAGAUCAUUCUAUUGUGUGGACUCCCAUUGCUCUGACUGUUGUGCUUGUGGCUGCAGCAACACUAUGCAAAGAGCAGGGGAUCACAGUGGUCGGCAUCUGUUGUGUUUAUGAAGUGUUUAUUGCACAAGGGUUUACUCUACCCAUGCUCAUAGACACUUUGCGGCAAAUCCUGAGAGGUAAAGAUGGUUUCCCGUACGCUGUCCUGCAAACGCUGCUGAAGCUCAUCGUCCUCAUCAUCAGCACGCUGCUGCUCGUCAUCAUCAGAGUUCAGGUCAUUCAGUCCCAGCUUCCCGUCUUCACUAGAUUUGACAACCCAGCAGCAGUCAGCUCCACUCCUUCUAGACAACUGACAUUCAACUACCUCCUUCCUGUGAACGCUUGGCUUUUACUCAACCCUUCAGAGCUCUGCUGUGACUGGACUAUGGGCACCAUUCCCCUCAUUGACUCGGUUCUAGACCUCCGGAACCUGGCCACCCUGGCGUUCUACACUUUACUGGGACUGCUUGCCCACCACAGCCUGCGCUAUAGACACAACUCUGCCAAGGCUGUCAUGAUGGCUUUGUCCUUCAUGGUCCUGCCCUUUAUUCCAGCGUCUAAUCUCUUCUUUCCGGUGGGGUUUGUUGUGGCGGAGAGAGUUCUCUAUGUGCCCAGUAUGGGAUUCUGUGUUCUUAUCGCACAGGGAUUCAAGAUCAUCUCAAAUAUAGGACAAAUGAAGAAGAUUUCUUGGUUGAUGAUUGGAGUGUUGUUAACCACUCAUGCAGUGAAAACAUUCAACAGAAACUGGGACUGGGAGUCAGAAUACACUCUGUUCACAUCUGCCCUGAAGGUUAACAAGAAUAAUGCCAAGUUGUGGAAUAAUGUUGGGCACGCUCUGGAGAACCAGAACAGUUACGAAAGAGCACUAAAGUAUUUUCUCCAGGCCACUCGUGUCCAGCCAGAUGAUAUAGGUGCUCACAUGAAUGUUGGAAGAACCUACAAGAACUUGAACCGCUCCAAAGAGGCAGAAGAAGCUUACCUGGUUGCCAAAUCCUUAAUGCCACAGGUUAUUCCAGGUAAGAAGUAUGCAACGCGCGUGGCCCCUAACCAUCUUAACGUUUACAUAAACCUUGCGAACCUGAUCCGGGCCAACGACUCCCGGCUGGAAGAGGCCGACCAGCUCUACAGGCAAGCCAUCAGCAUGAGACCAGACUUCAAACAAGCCUACAUCAGCAGAGGGGAGCUGCUCUUAAAGAUGAACAAGCUGACAGACGCUCGGGAUGCCUACCUCAGAGCCUUGGAUCUCGAUCGCACCAAUGCAGAUCUGUGGUACAACCUGGCUAUUGUCAACAUUGAGAUGAAGGACCCAGCGGAGGCCCUGAAGAACUUCAACCACGCCCUGGAGCUCAGCCCUCGCCACAAGCUGGCUCUCUUCAACUCAGCGCUUCUCAUGCAGGAAUCUGGUGAGCCAAAGUUCUGGCCUGAGGCCAACCGACGCUUCCUCAUGUAUGUGGAGGAGGAGCCAAACGACGCCAAUGGUUACUUCAACCUGGGCAUGCUAGCCAUGGACGCCAAUGAAAACGCUGCAGCUGAACGUUGGAUGCGUAAAGCCAUCAGUCUGCAGGCCGGCUUCCGCAGUGCCCUUUUCAACCUGGCGCUGCUGUACUCUCAGAACAAGCGAGAGACGGACGCUCUGCCGGUGCUGGACGAGCUGCUACAGCACCAUCCAGAACACAUCAAAGGCCUGAUCCUGAAGGGGGACAUCCUCAUGAACCACAAAAAGGACACCAGAGGAGCUAAAACUUGUUUUGAGCGCAUUUUGAGCAUGGAUCCCACCAACGUUCAGGGCAAGCACAAUUUAUGUGUGGUCUACUUUGAGGAGCGAGACCUACCCCGGGCUGAGCGUUGCUUAGAGGAGACACUGGCUCUUGCACCCAACGAGGAGUACGUGCGCCGCCACUUGAGCAUUGUACGCAAUAAAAUGGCUGCCAUGAGCGCAGCAGGACACGCUCUUUCUUCAGAAAAGGGAGCAUCGGUCUCCUCCGCUAAGGAGGAAAAGCCACAGGGUGUGAAGGAAGCGGCUGACGAGACUGCUGUGGGUGUAAAGGAAGGGAGGAGUGCCGAGGCUGUUGGGAAGGCAGCUAAAGGGGAGAAGAAUGCACGGAAAUCCUCCGGUGGGGCGGCAGACCAGUCAGAACCUUCAGAUGGUAGCCAGACGGGCAAGAGGACUACGUACAAGUCCACUAAAGAUAUAAAAGAUAUAGAGGAAAAAAGGGCAGCUGCCCUAAAGAGACUAGAGGAGAUUGAGCGUAUAUUAAGUAAUGAUUGACAAAUCUUCAAGUUUUCAUUUGAUUAUUUAAUGCUCCUAAACCUGCUUAGAAACACGUAUUUCUAAUAUUUUCUGUCUCAAUGUGCUCACACUGGCAGGCUGCCUGUUUUGUUUUUAACCCAAGAAGGGAGGAAGUUUUGCUUUCGACUUUUACAAAAGAAGCACAAAGCCAGAUUGGGAUUACAUCUUGAAAUCUCAAGGCACACGAGAGGGAUCUCAACAUCUGAAUUUGGAUAUGACAUAUCUGCAGUGGAAGAGAUGUGUGCUUAUUGUUUGUCACUGGAUUUUGUUUUGGUUUAAACAACAUGUGAGUCACUCUACUGUUAUUGUUUUUUAAAAAUGGAAUGAUUGUAUUGUGAACAAUUCCAGGAAACGACACGUUGCCUGGAUUUCCUCUAGACAGCAGUUUGAGGCUGUAAAUAAAUACCACCCCCUCCACCUCACCAGCCUAUGUUCCGUUAUAGCGCUUGAUGUGUAUGGACUUCAUUCUGAACCCAUCAACAGUGUUAUCUCACUCACUUUGUCCCUCCAUUCAGCUCACAUCUACUCUUUGUUCUCAAGACUGCAGCCUUCUGAGGCGUUUUCUGGAUAUCACUUGGACCAGUCAUCUUACAAGACCGUAACGAUGACGGCGCCUUCUUCACGUUUCCAUGUCCUUCAUCACACUCCCAAAUGACAAUGCUGUGUCUUACUGUAUCUGAAGCAACUCUGAAAUGUUUCUACUUUUUGUAGCAAAUUGUUUUUUCUUAAUCAACACACAUUUCUCGACAGUUAACUCACUACGAAACAUGAAAAAGUUAUUCAUUAAAAAAGAAUUUUCAAACUUUACAUUUUCUCCUGCUUGUCUAUUUCUCAGACAUUUGCUCUCUUUUUAUGACCAUAAAGCUCUACAGUUGUUUGGACUUUCAACCAUGUCUCUGCUGUGAAUAAGAGUGAAGGAGAUGGCCAAAGCAUUUUCUGCUCUGCAGCCAUCAAUGAGACCCCUGGUAGUCGUAACCUGUGCAUCAGCCACCAUGUCAUUUUGGCUGGGAGACACUCGGAUUCAUCGGAUUCUUCAAUAUAAAUUAGGCAGAAUUGUGUUUCCGAGCAUGCUUCUGGUCAUGUCUUCAGAGCUCCCAUGACCCUUUGCUUGUUUUCCCUCCAUAUUUGUUCCACACUGCAGCUCUCCAUAGAGGAGCUGAACAGAGACAGGCUGAUUACUGCACAUUAGGGACUUCAGUGAGGUACUAUCAUUGACUGUAAAAUCAGUAUUUUGCAUACAGUCAAUGGGUACUAUGCAUCGACCUUGACUGGGCAGGAAAACAUUUUGUAGGUAUAUUUUCAAACUUUUAUACCGUUUUAUUUAUUACUUUUAUACUCUAUGUAUGACUAAUUCUAGAAAUAUGCACAUAUAAGUAUUUAAGACUUGUGAUGGUAUAUUUUAACCCUUUAACAACAGAGCUCUAGUGUUUAUGUUCUUUGAUUUACAAUAACUUUUCAACUUUUCUCCUUCAGAAUCUGCUGGAAUUACGUGUUAACGGUUGAAAAAUUUACAGUACGUUAAAGUUUGUGGUAAAGGGUUAAAUUAUUUUGGGUAGUGUUUUUUCAUAUUUUAUUUUCUGUGAAAGAUUCAAUGUUGAUGUUAAACUCUGACUAUUAAAGGCUGGGAAAGUGG